CGGAUGUUGAAAAAACAUCCCAAUAUCUGUUUUUCUCGUUUGUUUUCCAGCUUCGUCUUCGAGAAACAGAUCUCUUUCUUUCUGUCUUCCUGUGUUUUCCCUCGGCAUUGAAAAUUUUGAAGGAAGAAGGAAGAUAAGCGAAGAGAGGAAUGAUGUUGCGGGAAAGAGCGAGAAGAGUCACUCUCCCUCCUGUUCAAGAGAAUAUAGAUAAACUGGAGAAGGUAAUAAAGGACGGUAACUGUUAUGGAGCUCAACAGAUGUACAAGUCUAUCAGUGCAAGAUAUAUAUCUGCUCAGAGAUUUUCUGAGGCUAUGGAUCUUCUUCACUCAGGAGCAUGCCUUCAGUUGAAAAAUAACCAGGUUACUUGUGGCUCGGAGCUUGCUGUAAUGUUUGUGGAAGCUCUUGUUAAAGCUAAAGUUCCCUAUGAUGAUGGUAACCUUGGAGAGGAAGAUGAUGUUCACCAACUCGCUGAAGCGCUUGCAGCUGCAAAAACACGAGUAGAGUGCUGCUCGUCAUUCUUGAGAGCUGCAAUAAGGUGGUCUGCGGAGUUUGGACCCCAUAGGAGUGGAAGCCCACAACUACAUGUCAUGCUAGCUGAAUAUUUGUAUACCGAGUCUCCUGAACUGGACAUGGCAAAAAUAACACUUCAUUUUGUGAGAGGUGACGAUCCCAAGAAGUUUGCAUCGACUUUAGUCAGUUUUAUGGGCAAGUGUUACCCUGGUGAAGAUGAUCUAGCAAUUGCAAGGGCCGUCCUAAUGUACUUAUCCAUGGGAAACAUGAGGGAUGCUAACUUUUUGCUGAGUGAAGUAAAGCAGCAGGUGGAAGCUAAGAAACUUGAGUUCCCACAAUCAGAUUUGAUCCAUUUCAUCUCUUAUCUUUUACAAACGUUGCAGAGAGAUGCUUACCCACUUUUUAGUAUGCUGAGAUCUGGUUACAAGCCGAGCAUAGACAGGGAACCUGCAUUUAACGAGUGGCUAGAUGAUAUUGGGGAGGUUUUCUACGGUGUACAGCGGAGAAAUCCCUUGCAAGGAAUGUUUGGAGAGAUGUUCAAGAUUAUGUGAGGAUGGAUUCCGUCGAGUAUCUCUGCAAUUGUUGUUUAUUCAGAGGAGAAGCCACUGGCUUUUCCUCUUUCUUGAUUUAGCCUUCUUCAAAGGCUGUUUUGUAUUAUGAAGGGUUCCCUCCAAGUUGUAAGUUUGUAGCAUCCUUUUACUUUGCUUUUCUUUAUACAUUUUGGGCGGAGGGUCUCUUUGCAUUUGGAUUCUGAAGCAUAGCCUGUAUUAUGUUCGUCAUAAACGAUUCACGAUAAGCCUUAUUACCGAUAAUUACCUUGCUGUUACUCUCUUGUACAUGUUUGCUGUAAAAUUGUUGCCUUGAAGCUUGAGCAAUGACAUUAUACGAGGUUUGAAGACCUCUUUCUUCACAUUCAGAUGACUAACUACAAAGGGAUGCAAUUUAUGAGUUUAUGUUAUGACUGUUACAUUACAAGAAGUGAAGAAACCAAAUGGAGAGGAGGGUUGCUUGCUACACAGGCUACUCGCUUUUCUCAAUUGCAAAAACCACUCCAUCUUCCUUGCUGAAGUUAUGAGUUGUGUGAUCCACCACCUGCACCAAACAUACAGUCCAAGAUCAAUGCCAUGGAACUGUGAAAUCGGAUUCAAAAUCGAGUUAUCUUGACGUUGCCAGGGUGAUCAGCUCGUGCCUAUGUCGUUAAAUCGGCACGCAGUAAUUGCUGCUAAGGAUUGAAGGGUGAGAGUGGAUAUGUUUAUGGAGCACUGGAGCAGUCUGUAAUCAGGGCAGGAAGGCACAGAAAGAAACUCACGUUAGUGUCGCUCAAUUCUAGAUUGUAGAAAUCCAUGGAUUCUCCUUCGAACAACGGCCCAGCGUGCCACGUCCCCUUUCCCAGCUUCACGAACUUGGGCCCGCUGAACCUGAACACCCGGACCUCCUCGAUCUCGGGAGCAGCGUACAAAUGGCCGCACCUCGAUCUCUUCACACCCUCCUCCGGCGCCGCCGCCUCCGCCACGAUCGACGGCUUCGCGACGCCCAGGUACCAGGCCCCGCCGCCGAUGGACCCCAGGCACUGCGUGACCUUCGCGUGGUGCGUGAUGGUGGAGAAUCCGAGGGGCCGGUUCGUCAGGCUCAUGAUGUAGAACCUCGGAGUUCCUUCGCUCAAGUUCAGCUGCGCGUCUUGCGGCCCGAACUCUUCGCCGUCCGGUGACGGUCCGAUCACCUGGCCAUAGUCCAUGAAGCUCUCCGGUGUUGCUUCGAUUGGUUUCAACUUUAUCUUCUUCGCUUCGCCGGCUGAGAUCUCCAUUGCGAUCGAGAGAGGCGGAUUGCUGAAUGCAGAUGCCUUCCGGAUGAGGAUGAGACUGAG
This is a messenger RNA of Linum tenue, 2374 nucleotides long. Lineage: Eukaryota; Viridiplantae; Streptophyta; Magnoliopsida; Malpighiales; Linaceae. The record is from the annotation of a GenBank genome assembly.